This is a messenger RNA of [Candida] anglica, 2414 nucleotides long. The record is from the annotation of a GenBank genome assembly. NCBI's taxonomy places the organism in Eukaryota, Fungi, Ascomycota, Pichiomycetes, Serinales, Debaryomycetaceae.
UAUAGAUGUUCAUUAAUGCCUCCUAAACAAGAUAUCAAUAACAAGAAGGCAAAGCUCUAUAGUUCUAGAACCAUCCGAACGGAGUUUGCAGACCCAAACUAUAAGGAGGGUAAACUCUCAGUGCCAGACUUUUUAGCAUCAAGAGAGUUUGAAAUUAGAUCGCUUGAACUUGCAAAGUUGAAAUCUAAAUAUGCGCUAUCUAACCGUUGUUUUCAGAGCUUACCACGGUCACUUAGAAGAAGAACUGCGUCGCAUAAUGUCAAGAGAAUUCCUAAAAGAUUGAGAAAUAGAGCCAUUAAAGAAAUGCAAAACUCUGCCAAUGGAGUUCCUCCCAAGCCAAAACAUCUUAGAGGGAAGGAAUUAUACCGGUUGAAAAUGAAAUCCAAACUCUUAAGAUUAGCUUCUAGGGUGAAAUUGUUACUGUCUGUGCCGGGAGUAGAAAUGAGAGAGCUCAACUUGAGACUGAAAUUGAAUGCCUUACAACGACAAAUUAAAGAUUUGAACCGAAACCAAGAAGUAAUCAAUGGAAUGAAGAAGUUAAAUAAUACCAUGGGUUCUUAUGACAACACUGGAGUGGGUGGAUUAGCUCCAGCACCUCGAGGAAACUUGAAAUAUACCAAAAGACAAAAGGAUUUUGUAUGGUUACCAACCCACAUCUGGCAUGCCAAGAGAGCACAUUUGAUAAAAAAAUUUGGUUAUCAAAUUCCAUUAAGACCCACCCAAAAAUGCUUCAAGUCCAUUAAUAGAGCGUCCAAAAACGGUACCAUCGUCUACGACACUUCAUAUUAUGAUUACAUGAUUGUCACUGUGACAGAUUUGGAUCAUCGUGGGGAACUUUUAAAGGAAAUAACAAAGUUCCAAACAAUCCCUUCAAAGUAUUUGAAUGGAGCAUGUCUGUACGAUGAUUGGCUUUAUAAAGAUGGCAAAGUUAUUGGAAAAGGGUUAGUGUAUUGCCAUGAUGUCAAAAUAUUGAUCCGAGUUUAUCCAUCCAUGUACACUGAGUACUACGAAUAUGUUUCUAAAUUGAGUGGAAAAUUUGGUGGGUCAGUGCAUGAUUGCCGGUACUCUCUUGGUAGUAUAGAGCUUACAGGUCCAGAAUCUUUAAGAUCCAUAACUAAAAUCUUUCACCUUGAUAAAUCAAAUGAAGUAUGUCAGAAUUGGUUGAACUUUUCAUCCUUUAAAGACAGUGGUAUUCCAUCAGGAACUACUUUCAGUUUCAAUGUUCAAGAUCCAAGACUUUGGACUGGUCCUACCAAUCCUCCACCAUUGAACUCUUCGAUUAACUUUAACGAUCUUAUUAUUGGCUUACAAAAUCAACCAUCAAGAACUAGAGUAGACCCAAAUGCCAUUGAAACAUUAUUGGAUAAUGAAAAGAGAAAUGAUACUUAUAAAGAUCAAUUGUCAAUUAAAAAGCUUUCCAAAAAGUUUUCCGAAUCUAAAACUCCAAUUAUUGAUGAAAGUCAGCCUCAAAUACCUAUAUUGAUCACUAAAUUAACUAAAACUUCAAAUAAUUGGUGUGUCACAUUACCUUGGUACUGGGUGCUUCCUGUAUGGAUUCAAUUGACUAAAGUAACCAAUGUUAAACUAGGAGGUUUACAACAAAUGCAUCAAAUAAACUUGGAAAAUAAUCGAGCAACAUUUCCAACUGAUUUCCCAUUUCUUAGAGAUGGUUAUUUGGAAAAUGAAUUUAAAAUAUUGGAAAAUGAAAAGAAAUACAAUAAGAUUCCUGCUAGUCAUAAGCUCGACUAUCAUAAAUUAGGAAUGGAACAUGGGAACUUCCAUGGGAGUGAUUGGAGAUUUCUUCAACUUUUAAGCAUGGGUUUAAAAUAUUGGCAAUUACAAAAUCCUGGUAAGGAACUCCCAAAAACAUCUGAGAAUUAUGCAUCUUUCAAUGAAGAAUUACACCAAUCUUUUGAAACAUUGGAUGACCUUUUACAAUUAAUUGAACAAGCCAAAAUCUUAGAUCUUGAAAAGAAAGAAAGAGGAGAGCCAAUGGUUAUUCCUAUAGAAAGAUACGAGAAGAAGAAACAUAAUCAAUUAUUGAAUGGUGAAGUAGACAUUACCUUGAAAGAUAGUGUACCAAUUCUUCCAAUAGUACAGGUUAAGAUCUCGAUGAAGAAUAAAGGACAUCCUACUGAUAAUGCAAGAAUUUUCAAAGUUGUGGGUGAUAUUAAUUCAGAAGAGGAUUUAAAGAAAUCUGCUUGUAUUGAAAACUUGAUUGGGUAUGUUACAAGUGGUACGUUCAACCUAAACAGUGGCCACGGUAGUGGGAUUGGAUGCUUAAGUGCGUUCCAUACGAAAUCUACUGAUCUGAAAUAUGUCAUAAUCCGUAACAUUGGAUGUUCAGAGCCUAGAGUUGGUGAGUGGGAAACUAUAUAGAUUACGGUGUAUAGGAGAAUAAUAGAACUAUUAAU